Messenger RNA from Mesocestoides corti, 123 nucleotides. The record is from the annotation of a GenBank genome assembly. NCBI's taxonomy places the organism in Eukaryota, Metazoa, Platyhelminthes, Cestoda, Cyclophyllidea, Mesocestoididae.
AUGCACGGUUCGUUGCGGAGUCCAUUGUUGCAGAUCAAGGUUCAACGCUGUGUGGCGAUCGACGCCACUGCCGAUGUGGCCUGUGUAAAUCAUCAUCUUGGCGAUGUUGGCGACAUGAGGUGA